AUGCUCAUACUCAUCCUCCAGAAGGAUGUCCACAAACGGAUUACUUACCAUCAGAGACUCUCCAAAAGGAAUGGCGUUAGAGAAGAGGAUUCCGGCUGGUACUGGGACCCACCGGCGCAGACGUCUCAAGUCACCGAUCAUGACAUUGAAAAUGAGUACAAAAUGCAAAUACGCACGCUACAACAGGAAUUAUCCUCCCUGAAGGAGCGCGAAGAUAGCGUCGUUGAUCCAAAUAGUGAAGUAGUUCGUUUGAGAGAGGAAAAUUCAAAUCUUAUGAAAAAUCUAGAAGAUUUGGACAGUCAGCAUCGGUUAGCUAUGGAGAAACUACUCACAUUGAAGAAAGAGUUACAAAAGAAUUUUGAAGUCCUAAAGCGGGAACACGAAGAAUUGAAAAAUUCUAACGAAGAAUACAAUCACGAGAUCAAAACCUUACUUUUAAGAAUUGAUGAACGCGAUAAAGAAAUAGAAUGUUUAAAACCUCUUAGAUGCGAAGAUUUGGACAAAAGUCUAACAAUCCAAUUGGAAACUGUGAAGAAAUUGACUGCCGAAAAUGCGCAGCUAUCAGAACAAGAACAUAACUCGUCAAGAGAAUUGGAACGACUAAGGCAACACUUGAUGGAGAUGGAAGAAAACUACACCCAAGAGCUAAUGACAUCAGAGCAGAAGCUUAGUGAAUGUCAAGUGAGACUUCAUCAAGUGGAGGAAAAAGCUAAACAGACGAGUACUGUUUACACCAGCAAUAGCAUACGGGCCAAUCAGGAAGUAGAAACAUUACGUAAUCAAAUUAAGCUUCUGGAAAAGCAAAGAGAAGAAGUUCAGGCUAGGUUGAGCGAAGCAGAGGACGUCAGAAGUAGAAGCGAAGCUGCUCUAACCAACCUUCAAGUAGUUCUGGAACAGUUCCAAUUGGAGAAAGAAAGAGAUAUAGCCGCCGCCACAGAGAAGAUAAGAAAAAAAAUGGAAGAUACAAAAAAUCUAAAUCAAAGAUUACAAGAUGAGAUAGCAAGGCUCAAUGCUAAGUUGGAAGAAUCAUUAGCGGGCUUACAGGCUGCAUCAAGGCUGGGUGACCAAGUUGAAACGAAAACCGCACAAAUUAACGAUUUGAAGGAACAAGUACGAAUACUCCAGACUUCAGUGACGGCGGCCGAAGAACGCUACUAUAACGCGAUAUCGAAUCAGCAGGACAAGGUGGACAAAAACCUGGUCAAAAAUCUGAUCAUCAACUACGUUUUGGCAGCGGCCCAGAGCAGUAUGAACAAGACACAAGUCCUGCGAGUUCUGUCGACGGUCCUAGAUUUCAACCAGCAAGAGUGCGAGAAGCUGGGCCUCGUCAGACCCUCCAACGUCACCGACAGCCUCGCCGCUGAGUUCGUCAAGUUUCUGCAAAACGAGUCGAAGCCGCGCGCGCAACUGCCGAACAUGAUGAAUCUGGGCCAGUCUAGGAGCACCACGCCCACUUCCAGAAGGAGUUCCACCAUGGGUCCGAACCCGGUGUCCGACCCGGGCCACCGGCGGAACCCGUCCACCGGCUCCAACAACCUGCUCUUCCACAAUCUGGAGGGCGACGCCGCGUCCCAGAGGUCGGCCGACUCCGAGCCGAGGGUGGUGCCGCUGAGCCAGAUGGACACCGGGGUCAACCAGACCAGGAACAGCGAGGGGGCGAUUCUGAAGCACGUGCUGAAGGACAUG
Messenger RNA from Iphiclides podalirius (scarce swallowtail), 1686 nucleotides. Lineage: Eukaryota; Metazoa; Arthropoda; Insecta; Lepidoptera; Papilionidae. The record is from the annotation of a GenBank genome assembly.